Dendroctonus ponderosae (mountain pine beetle) is the source of this 1401-nucleotide messenger RNA. RefSeq names its product transmembrane protein 177. The coding region runs from base 342 to 1292 and encodes 316 amino acids. NCBI's taxonomy places the organism in Eukaryota, Metazoa, Arthropoda, Insecta, Coleoptera, Curculionidae. The record is from RefSeq and is a predicted model, not a curated record. The transcript has 4 exons.
CCGGAGAUAAAGACGAGUUCGAUAUUAUCGGUUCUUAAAUGGAGAAUGGAAUCGCAUGCAUGGAAGUUAAAUUAGUGGAGAGUUUGUACCAGAGUAAAUAAACCCCUGGAUUUUCCAUGGAUUCUAGAUGGCAGAUUCAGUUUCCAAUCCCGUAAGUUGAUAAGCGUGUUUUGCGUAUCCAGUUUUUCUUACAUCGUUCUUGACGAAUUACCGGCUUAGUGUUGCUAUGCGAAAUACACAAAAAAAUUACUCGCAUGCCAUCGUAACCUCAAACUGCGUUAUCUAACCUCACAAACCUCAAUCAAAGUUUUCCUUGGAUACUGUGUAAAAGUCCGAUUAAAAUGGCCCAUUUGCGAACUAAAGAAAUAAUACAGAAAAACUGGUUUUUAACGGAAAAGGGUCAAAAUGCUUCUCUGUUCGCUGCCACGUUUAGUACGACCGCUGUCCUGAUGGGGCACAUUCUGCCCCACACCAUUCUGCUGUCCAAGUAUAAAAACUUUGUGCGGCUUUACAGCAAAGGAAUACCGGUACCGGUGCCAGAUGUGCUGGUCAAAAGAUUUAAUAAAGCUUUGGAUUUGCUCCAGAUUGAUGAAUAUGAAAAACCCAGGUUUCAGCCCUUUAUGGCGUGUGGCUUUGAUGCAAUUAGUCUCGGAACGUAUGGCAGGUUUGGAGUGCACGUAGGAAUUCCUGUUAACUUCCAAUUUGAGAGUGAAGACUCUAUUGAUAAAUCAAACAUUUUGGUCAACCAAAAUAAGGUUGUAUGGGAAAUGGAGUCCGGAAAACAGCUACUGAAGGCUUUAGUUAUGCCAGAAGAAGCCCAGUUGUUUGCGAUGGCACGAGAAAUUAAAAUGAGGGACAGUUUGAAGUUUUUCAUCGACACAGGAUACGCGUUCUUGGCUUGUAGUUUAACGUAUCUUGGAUCCACGUUCCUCAACAAACGGUUCGAUCUGUUGAACAAGCCAAGACAAGUUAGGUUUUUGGGAUAUACAAUUAUAGCGCUGUUCAACUUAGGAAAUUACAUCAUGUGCACGGACUUGGUGCAAACUAUGUAUGAGGAAAAUGUUGACGCAGAGUUAAAGGAAUUAGAUCCGAUUUUCGCUGAGGGUGGCCGGCAGUUCUACAGCCAUAUUUUGGAAAGAAACAAAGCCCUAAGGGAUCUAAUGGGUAAAGAGGGCGAAGCCAUGUUUACAGUGUUAGGAAAUGAGAAUACUUUGAUAAGGAGCAAGCAUUUGCCAAUUGUACAGCGGCUGGAAUAUUUCCAGACCAACUUUGACAUGGAGGAUGCGGCGUAAGUAGCCAAGCGGCUAGUAGGCGAAUGAUGUAUUUAUUUUACACUUUAAUGAUACAAGUAAAUUGUUAAACGUUCGAAAGCAUUUAAAUAUAAGGGCGAUUUACUAUUCA